GAUAUAAUUCAUUUGUCUUUCACCUUCUGUUUGUGUUCGGUUCAGUCUCAUUUUUAUCCAACAGUCGGGGACCCUGUCCAUAGCCGCUCAAAUGUCUCAAGCUGAAGUUGACCUCUAUGAGGUCCUCGGAAUUGCCAACAGCGCAAGCAAAGAUGAGAUCCGCAAGGCUUAUCGCAAGGCUGCGCUCGCAAGUCACCCCGACAAAGUCCCCGAGGCCGAACGUGAAGAAGCCGAGAUCAAAUUCAAGGCCGUCCAGGAAGCUUACGAUAUCCUCUACGAUGAAGACAAGCGUCAUCUAUAUGACACACAUGGAAUGGGCGCUUUCAACGGGUCUGGAGAGCCCGGUAUGGGCGCAGGCCCCGACCUAGAUGAUAUCCUGGCGCAGAUGUUCGGUGGUAUGGGUGGCAUGGGCGGUAUGCCUGGAAUGGGUGGUAUGCCUGGAGGCCCGCGCGCGAAUAAACCACGGAGAAGCCCGAACGAGGAACAAAAGUAUGAAGUCAAGAUGGAAGAUCUGUACAAGGGCAAGACUGUCAAGUUUGCGAGUACGAAGAACGUAAUCUGCAGUUUGUGUCAGGGCAAGGGAGGCAAGGAGAAAGCGCAGGCCAAAAAGUGUGCUACUUGCGGCGGACAAGGUGUCAAGCAGGUCUUGAACCAGAUGGGACAGUUUCUUACCACUUCCACUGUGCCGUGCUCAACCUGCAAUGGAGAGGGUGAAUUCUUUAGCCCCAAGGACAAGUGUAAGAAGUGUAAAGGAAAGAAGACAACGGAGGAGAGGAAGAUUCUGGAGAUCUACAUUCCUCGGGGAGCAAGAGAAGGAGAUAAAAUCAUUCUUGAGGGUGAAGCCGAUCAAGUACCAGGACAAGAGCCCGGUGAUAUCGUGUUCCAUAUCGUGGAAGAAGACCAUCCUGUUUUCAGAAGGGCUGGAUCAGAUUUGACCGCUACCAUUGAUGUUACAGUGGCUGAAGCCUUGACAGGCUUUUCUCGAGUUGUGGUCAAGCACCUCGACGGCCGGGGUAUUGAACUGCAACACCCCAAGAAGCCGGGCGAUGUUCUGUCCCCAGGACAGGUCCUUAAGGUUCCUGGAGAGGGUAUGCCCAUGAAGCGCGGCGACGAACGCGGCGACCUGUACCUGGUCGUCAACGUCAAGUUCCCAGACCAGAACUGGAAGCCUAGUCCCGAGGUCCUGGAGAAGCUCAAGGAGAUUCUGCCCAAGCCCGACGCCCCGAUUCAGGCUGACACUGUAGACGAAGUCGACUAUGAUCCCAAGGGUGAUCUGGAUGAAUUCGGUGCCAAGGACGCUCACGGCGGCUCUGCAUGGGAAGAUGAUGAUGAUGAGGGUGAGCCGGCUCAAUGCGCGGCCCAGUAAAGGCCAAAUUUCCGUGUCUUCUUGCAAUUAUACCUUUACCGUUUUGUGCAUUCGUCGAUGAAUAGAUCUGUUGGAUGCAUUUGGGCCAGUUCUUCUCUGGCAUCAUGGGCGUUCACGGGAAAACACUUGUUAUGAACAAAGUGGGGAAAAUUAUCCGUAUUGACUUAUGACUGUUGCUUAACCAUAUUUUCAGGGCGUGAAUAAUGCAUGUUAGUACUAGAAUACAUAGACCAACUCAGCUUCACGGAA
Molecule: messenger RNA, 1615 nt
Organism: Aspergillus pseudonomiae
Lineage: Eukaryota; Fungi; Ascomycota; Eurotiomycetes; Eurotiales; Aspergillaceae
Product: putative DnaJ domain protein (Mas5)
Exons: 6
Coding region: 92-1366 (424 amino acids)
Biological process (GO): protein refolding; response to heat
Cellular component (GO): cytoplasm
Molecular function (GO): Hsp70 protein binding; ATP binding
Source: RefSeq, a predicted model, not a curated record